UAGCAAUCUUGCAUUUAAUGCGAUUGCACGUAAUUUAAGCGUGGAAUAAUUUAAUAUUUCUACUGUUUGACGUUCGCUUAAGUUUCCAAUUAAAGAAUCUCCUAAAAUUUCGGCUAUGACUAAAUUCGACAGUGUUGCAAAACUUUGGAAAGGAGAAGACGAUACAAAUAAACUUUUCCACGAAAAUGUCACUGUAGGUCGUGCUGUGCUGUAUUUACUUAAGAUUAGUUCAGAAAAAAUUUGCCAGAUUAGUGCUGAUGAUGGAAGCCAAAGAACCAACAAUGAGAUUUAUGAGGCAACACUUAGGAUUGCACUAAAGCUUCAGAAACAAGGAUGCUCCAAAGGAGAUGUUGUAGGCUUUGUUUGUCGAAACAGUCACGAUCUCACACCGGCUUUCUUAGCAUCCCAAUACUUGGGAGCUCCUACAAAUGCUCUGGAUAUUUCCUUUACAAAAGAAGAAAUCUCGCAUAUGUUUAGAGCAACUAAGCCAAAAUUUGUCUUCUGCGACAACGAUGCGGUGGGAAAAGUUCAGAGUUCGCUUCAUGAAAUUGGAAAUAGAGCUACAAUAAUCAUAUUAGGGGAGAAAAUAAAUGGUUUUGCUCAUAUUAAUGAUUUCUUGGACGAUGACGUGGAUGAAAGGGAAAUAACAAACUUGGUGCUUCAUCCACCAGAAGUAGACAGAAGAUCAUGCUCAUCCAUCAUCUGCUCAUCUGGAACAACAGGGCUACCAAAAGGUGUUGCAGUUUCUCAUGAAAGCCUACAGAUCAUGUUCUGCAGACCAAUCAACCAACUACUCGGACCAUCAAAUUCAAUAUUCUGCUUUAGUUCACUUUACUGGCUUUCUGGCUACAUUUCGAUGUUUAGAGGAUUCUUCAUGGGUGCUCAGAGAAUAAUCACAACCAAGACCUUUACUCCAGAAUUAAUGAUUUCAAUUAUAAAAGAAUACAACGUUACCCUCCUAAUAAGUCCUCCAGCUCAAGCUGCGCAACUCAUGAAUUGUCCACUCUUUGAAAAAGACACCCUGGCUGGAUUAAAUAACUACACAUGUGGUGGAAGUAUGGUGACUAAAGAGCUGUCUAACAAAAUGAAGCAAUACCUCCCCAAAGGAGCAUUAACUAUUGUCUAUGGCAUGACCGAGAGUGGAACUAUAUCUACUGAAUCUUCUCAGUCAUUAAAAGGUUCUGUAGGAAACUUGACUGCUGGUUGUACUGCAAAAAUUACUGAUGACGAUGGAAGACUUCUAGGCUUCGGAGAAUCUGGAGAAAUCUGCGUUCAAACUAAAAGUCAAUUCCUGGGAUAUUACGGCGAUCCAGAAUCUACUAAGGAAAUUCUAGAUGAAGAUGGGUGGAUUCAUACAGGGGAUCUGGGUUAUUUUGAUGAAGACGGUUUACUUUUCGUAACUGGACGGAAAAAGGAUAUUCUAAAGUAUAACAAUUUCCACGUAACUCCAUCCGAAAUUGAAGAGAUUCUUGAAACUCAUCCAGGAGUAUCCCAAGCAGUUGUUGUUGGAAUUCCUGAUCCAGUCUUUACUGAUCUACCAGCUGCUCUUGUAAUUUGCAAACAGGGAAAACAAGUCUCGGAAGAACAACUCACGGAAAUGAUUGAGAAAACUCUGCCUGACUACAAAAAACUUCGUGGAGGCAUUUAUUUCGUUGAUAACCUUCCAAUGACGGCAUCAGGAAAGAUACAGAAAUUUAGGGCAAAGGACAUAGCAAUUGGCCUGUUUAAACAGAGAACAAUACGCCAUAAAUUGUAAAUCGUAAAUAAGGAACAGUUUUCGAGAUAAUUUCGAUGAAAAAUUGAGUAUUCUGUUUCCUAUUCUCGAUAUUUCGAGAUUUUAACGAUUUUUUUUGAAGAUUUCUUCCCAUGGGUACAAGUCACUUAAUAAAAUUCUCCAAUAAAGUCUUAAACGAUUCUUAA
Messenger RNA from Lutzomyia longipalpis, 1920 nucleotides. RefSeq lists its product as uncharacterized. The transcript is spliced from 4 exons. The coding region runs from base 116 to 1756 and encodes 546 amino acids. Lineage: Eukaryota; Metazoa; Arthropoda; Insecta; Diptera; Psychodidae. Gene Ontology annotation, molecular function: long-chain fatty acid-CoA ligase activity. The record is from RefSeq and is a predicted model, not a curated record. Gene Ontology annotation, biological process: long-chain fatty acid metabolic process; fatty-acyl-CoA biosynthetic process.